GGCACUGCCAUCAUUUUCAAGAAUGAAAUUUCAACUUUUGAUUAUCCUAAUCAAAUUAUAAGCAAAGGAAACCAGGUGGAGAUUCCCUUCAGUUGUGCUUAUCCAAAUACGGGUCAAGUGUCUGCUUCAUUUAGCCCUCACAAGUCUGACUACAAAUUCUCUGAAGCCGGCUUUGGGACCUUCACCUUUUUGUUUGAGUUUUUUAUGACAGCAGCGAUUUCACAAGCAUCAUCAACCCCAGCGAGUACCCAGUUAAGGUGGAACUCGGGCAGAUGUUGUACAUUGGCAUCAGUGUGCAGUCAUCACUGGAGAACAUUAAGCUGUUUGUCGACACAUGCCAGAGUACGCCACAUGAUGACCCCAAUGACUCCAUCUAUUAUGACAUCAUUUCAAAUGGGUGUGUUAAAGAUGACAGUGUAAAAAUCUUUCCCACCAAUCAGACUCAAUUUAACUUUGGACUGACAGCCUACAGUUUUAUUGGAAGUUACCCCCAGGUGUUCAUCACCUGUAGUGUCAUUCUGUGUGAAGCUGACAGUCUAGACACCCGAUGCUCUCAGGACUGCAUUGACAGCACAAAUGGCACAGGCAGGGUGAGGAGGUCGAUGUCUUUGGAGAGCCAGAAACACUUCAUUUCCCAAGGACCCCUCUACCUUGCUGGGAAGACUCAAAACAAUAACAAUUUAGAGCAGAAUCUGAAUCUGAAUACUGUGGUUAUGUCAGUGGCAUUGAUUGUAGCAGUGGUUAUUUUUGCUGGUGCCCUGGUUUACAAAGCGAAAAUGUCAAAGGUGGUCAGAUAUGAAAGCCUUCCUUCAUCGGGUUUUUGAAUAUCUUGACAAUGGCAUCUCA
Messenger RNA from Erpetoichthys calabaricus (reedfish), 846 nucleotides. RefSeq names its product CUB and zona pellucida-like domain-containing protein 1. The record is from RefSeq and is a predicted model, not a curated record. The coding region runs from base 273 to 824 and encodes 183 amino acids. NCBI's taxonomy places the organism in Eukaryota, Metazoa, Chordata, Cladistia, Polypteriformes, Polypteridae. The transcript has 4 exons.